GAGGGUCAGUAGAAAGUCCAGAGCAGAGCAGAUCGGUAACGAGCUGAACGGAGCGUGAGCUGUGAAAUUUCCUUUCUUUUCCAUCCAAUGUGCAAUUUGCAAAAGUUUUGUGUCAAUGCCAAAAAUUAGCCACACGGAUUCCAAACAAAAAUUGUUGAAGCAAGCAAGAUUGGGCAAACAUCUGUCAUCGAAAAAAGGAUCACGUACUGGAAACUCGGCCAACAACAAGGAACUUAAAGUACUCACCCUGUUGCAAACUGUACCGUGAACUUUGACUUCUCUACAAACGCAUUGGAAGCGCAGCUUUGUGUAAUCGGCAGAAAAUUGUACCUAUUCAAAAAGAAGGAAGCUAUCUAGAUCUAGAGACAAAAUGGUCUACACCGAACGUACCGACAAGUGCCUGAGCAGCACCACAAAGGACAACCAGUCCACGAAGGGUCAGAACCACUCCAAGUCGAGCAGCGGCUCUGGAUCGGGUUCGGGAUCAGGAUCGGGAUCUUGGAGCAGUCAAGCAUCGAGUGCUGACAAGUGGAAGUACAACAACAUGGUGAAAACCGAUCGCCAGCAAUUCAAUGGGAUGCAUUUCUCCUAAAUGCUUUAGUAGAUCCCAUUGAAAUGUUCCUCUAGGAAUGUGGUGAUCCUUGAGAAACGGGGAAGCUGGGGGCUGAUAACGUUGUUAUUUCUAUUUGGUUCAGCAGGGCCGCUUUAGGUUAGUUUUGUAAGCCAUUUUAUAGACUUAUUCAUUGCUAUGUGAUAAAAGAAAAGAAAUCAUUAAUCAAUCAAUUGGCUAAAAAAUUAAAUCAGAAGAAGAUGCGCCAAAAAAAUGAGAUUUUUAAUGGUGGUGAGAAAGUAUCUCGGGAAUCAUAAUUUCUAACUCAACCUUUAAACUUAAAGCCCAGAAUGUUAUUUCAUUCAUUUACCAUUUGAGAGCCAACCCCAAAUGCAAUCACCUAACAAUAUUCAUUGCCAUUUGACCUUGCUGUUUGACUCGAAUUGACUUGACUGAUACCCAACGCAUAUUUUAUUGUCUGCAGCAUUUGCAUGAAUUGCGGCUAUUAGCGUGAUUAAGCCAACUUCUCUAUUGGGCCAUACGGACAACCCUCGAUGAAUCCGGACGGAGAGCACUUAAUACGCAUUAGACACGCUUAUUUGACAGCCUCAAUCUGCCGAGCGAUUCCUGCAAUAUUGAUGAUGUCUGGCCAUCCCCUUUUCCUUUCGAUUUCCCCCGCUCUUUCCAUCUGUGACGCGUGUCCUUUGCCGACAACAAGUGUAUCUCCCAGUGCAGCCGCAAGAGGACGACGUCCGGUUUUCGCUACGAGAAUUCGUUCGACUGUAUAUUUCUGGAAAGUGCGAAAUUUUUAUAAUUUUUCAAUUGUAUUGUUUGCCGGGCUGGGAAGCAUUUAUUUUGCAGCGGGAGUGAGAAGGAUGCUGCGGUUGUCCUUCGGUCGUGACACACGACUGAGCAGGGGACUCAAGCUUCGCAGGACACGUGGCACUUGGCUAUUAGAAAAAGCGAUUUCCUUGACGGUGCUAAUAGAAUUCUCGCACUCUCCGCCAGUCCCAUCCCGGCGUCAAAGAAUAAAUGUUGUGGCGUUUUCGGGUUUUCCUUUCCGGGAGCCAGCUGUCAAUGUCCUUUACACGGAGAAAAGUUAAGAACACGAUUUACAACUUAUUUCAAAUCAUUUCGAUUUUGAACUGCUAUUAUCAAUUUUAAGUAUAUAAGUAAAAAUAUGGAUAUGCAUUUCUAUAUCAUUCAAUAUAAAUUCACACACCAUGAUUUUUCUAAGUGAAACUCAUCUAGUCGAGUCCUGCCACUCCCUUUGCCUCCGACUCAACCCAUCUGCUUGGGCUUCUGUCUGUACUGGGCCUUGUAAUUACUUUGUUUCCUAGCGCCAGGCGGUCCUCAGCACCCAAAAGAUUCCUUGUCACUUUUGGUGUUGUGCGAUGCAAUUAAAACCGCUCCGCAGGUGUCCUUUGAACUUUGCUACGAAUAUAAACUGUGUCUCAGCCCGAGUUUGCUCACUGGUGUGGAAUGUGUCAGUUGCAAGGCUUCCGAAACGGGACAACGCUCUCUGAUUUAUCAGACAGAAGCAAUUAUCACGUCAUUAUCAACGAAAACCCACAAAAAUUGUGGGUGCUGUGAUUUUUGUUUUAGUAAU
Molecule: messenger RNA, 2159 nt
Organism: Drosophila melanogaster (fruit fly)
Lineage: Eukaryota; Metazoa; Arthropoda; Insecta; Diptera; Drosophilidae
Exons: 2
Coding region: 371-592 (73 amino acids)
Source: RefSeq, marked reviewed